Messenger RNA from Auanema sp. JU1783, 1434 nucleotides. The record is from the annotation of a GenBank genome assembly. NCBI's taxonomy places the organism in Eukaryota, Metazoa, Nematoda, Chromadorea, Rhabditida, Rhabditidae.
AUGGCUGAUGCUGGAGGAGAUGAAGUGCAAGUUUCUGCUGCUGCUACUGAUGCCCCAGCACAGAUGGAUGUCCAACAAUCAUUGAAGGCUGUUUUGAGAUCUGCUCACUUCGCCGACGGUUUGGCUAAGGGACUCCACGAGGCUGCCAAGGCUCUCGACAAGCGUGAGGCUCACUUCUGUGUCCUUGCCGAAAACUGUGACGAACCCCAAUACGUCAAGUUGCCGAUAAGAAGAUCAUCGGAGAAUGGUGCGGACUUUGCAAGUACGAUAAGGAGGGAAAAGCCAGAAAGGUCGUCGGAUGCUCCUGCGCUGUCGUUAAGGAUUACGGAAACGAAGAGCAAGGAAGAGCCGUCCUCCAGGCUUAUUUUGAUUCUAAGAAGGUUUCAAUCUGCCAAAGAGAAGAUGACCAAUGAGAUCCAUUUGUUAGGAUGGAAUCUAACACACAAACCCAAGUAUGUCCAAUUUCUUGCUUUGGCUAGUGCGAUCUUCGUGCUGUAUAUAGGAUAUGGAUAUAUGCAGGAACUUAUAUUCAAACUACCGGGAAUGAAGCCUUUCGGGUGGUAUCUAACUCUUAUCCAGUUUUUUGUGUAUAGUGGAUUAGGAUACUGUGAGUGUCUCCUAUGGCAUGAUACCAGUAGAAGGAUUCCUUUGAAAGUAUAUGUCUUGAUCGCUUUCUUCACAGUAGCAACUAUGGGUCUCUCGAAUGCAUCAGUGGGGUAUUUGAACUAUCCAACUCAGGUUAUAUUCAAAUGCUGUAAGCUCAUCCCCGUACUAAUCGGAGGGAUCAUAAUUCAAGGAAAACGUUAUGGCUGCUUGGAUAUUUUUGCUGCCAUAUUAAUGAGCUUGGGUUUAAUAAUGUUUACUCUAGCUGAUAGUCAAGUGUCUCCCAAUUUCGAACCUCGAGGAUAUGUAAUGAUUUCUGGAGCCCUACUUGCGGAUGCUGUGAUUGGAAAUAUUCAAGAGAAAAAUAUGAAGAAGUUUGGGGGUUCAAGUAAUGAAGUGGUGUUAUAUUCGUAUUCAAUUGGUUCUAUGUACAUACUAGGCUAUGUUGUUGUCACCGGGGAAAUAUUUGAUGCUUUCAUUUUCUUCUGGCAGAACCCGUGGAAGACCUAUGGGUAUGCGUUACUUUUCGGUCUCUUAGGUUAUCUAGGAGUGAACGUAGUUUUAACCUUAAUAAAGGUCAGUGGAGCUUUAGUAGCAGUGACUGUGACAACACUGAGGAAAGCCGUCACCAUAAUCUUGUCCUUCGUUCUGUUUUCGAAACCCUUCAGUGUGGACUAUAUAUGGGCAGGCCUUGUCAUAUUACUUGCUAUAUAUUUGAAUUUGUACAGUAAAAAUAAAGAAAGCUGGAACACCAAGAUAAGACACUUCGUUGGUAGAUUCUUCUAUGGAAGGACUCCUAUUAUAGCGAAAAGAGAUUUCGAAAUGGUUUAA